Molecule: messenger RNA, 2841 nt
Organism: Paramisgurnus dabryanus
Lineage: Eukaryota; Metazoa; Chordata; Actinopteri; Cypriniformes; Cobitidae
Source: RefSeq, a predicted model, not a curated record
GCCAAAAAAUCGAUUCACAGAAGAAUCUAGAUUCUCAUUUGCAACGAUUCAGAAUCGAUCUGAAAUGUCCAAGAAUCGAUUUAAUAAAUUAUUAAAAUAAGCUGGCUGUUCCCCUCCAUUUUGUAACAAGCCUAUACGCGACGUCCGUACGUCACUCACCACGCAGCCAGUUUUGAACGCGGGCGGCAUCACUAAAACAGAGAAGAAGCAAACAUGGAUGAGAGGGAGAUCCAACCAGCCCCGUCUUCACUUAAAGCAAAAAUUUGGCGUCAUUUCGGUUUUUACCGAAUGCCUGGAAGCACGGCGCUGGACAUGACACACACAGUGUGCAAGCUUUGCAAAAUGAAGACCAAAUACUUCGGCAGCACAACAAAUGCACGGGCUCAUAUUACUAGGCAUCACCCGGAGGUCAGCGAAACGGAGCAGAGUCAGCCGCCAGCAGCAGACCAACGCACACUGCAGUUUUACACAAAACUCCCUGCCAACUCCGAGAGGGCAAAAAAAUAACUCGGUCUAUCGCCUGCUUUAUCGCCAAAGACCUAAGGCCUUACAGUGUGGUGGAGAACGAGGGGUUCGUCUGCAUGUUACAGACAGCGGAGCCGAGGUACGUCAUACCAUCCCGCAAGUUUUUCACGGAGUCAGCUGUGCCACAGCUUUACAAUGAGACUAAAAGAAAGGUCGCAACUGCCCUAACCGAAAUGACCAGAGUGGCACUAACAUGUGAUGCAUGGACAUCAAGAGCAACCAAGUCUUUUGUGACAUUCACCGCUCACUACAUAACUGAUAAGUGGGUGCUCGAAUCCCGUGUUUUGCAAACUCGUGAGAUGCACGAGAGCCAUACAGCCUAAAUGUCAAUGCCAUGUUUCACUCCGUUGCUAAUGAAUGGGAGCUGACGAUCUCGGAUUUGGUGAUUGUGACUGAUAAUGCUGCCAACAUGCUCGCCGCUGCACAGAUUGACAACUUAGCACACAUCACAUGUUUUGCCCAUACUCUCAACCUGGCUGCACAACGAGCUCUGAAGCUCAACACGGUGUCACGACUGCUUGGGAGGAUCAGGCGAAUUACUGGUUUCUUUCACCGCAGCGCCAUUGCAAAUCAUGAACUGCUGGAAAAGCAGAAACUUCUGCAGUUACCGGAGCACAAACUGAAAACGGAUGUCACUACACGCUGGAACAAUGCGCUGGACAUGAUAGAACGAUUCCUAGACCAGCAGCCUGCUAUUUGUGCCGCGCUGCUCUACCCCCAGGUGAGAAAAUCUGGAAGUGACAUCUGCACACUCAGCGAAACCGACAUCUCCACGGCUGAGGAAAUAGCAUCAGCGCUAAAACCAAUGAAAGACGCAACCCUCAUAAUGUCAGAGGAUUCUACGCCUACACUCUCAGUUGUUGCUCCUUUACAUUCUCAAUUGCUACACGACACAGAUGCAGCUGGCGUUGCUGCUGCUGACACACCAGUUAUUCUGGAAAUCAAACUGGCAAUCCACGAUGAUCUGGCGAAAAGAUACAGUUCUGCACGGGAUAAGCGCAUGCUGUACUCUGCUUCGUUUUUGGACCCCAGAUUCAAGGCCCUGCCUUUCCUCACUGAGGAUGACCAGCUGGACAUCCAUGCAAAUGUAGUUUCAGAGGCUGCAGCACUUGAGAGACAAGUGAACUCAGAAGAGGCUGAGGUUGAGUCUGAGACACCACAGCAAGAAGAAGGCCCUGCUCCAAAAAGAAGGCCCUCUGCACUGACCACACUAUUGGGCAAGACAUUUACUGAGGUCAGUGUUGUCCGUAGAUCUAGCACCUCCAGAGCAGAAGAGGAACUGAAGAAGUAUCUUGAAGCCCCUCCCCUUUCUCUGUCAGAGAACCCGCUCAGCUGGUGGAGGACCCAUCAGACAGCUUUUCCUCUCUUAGCUGGACUGGCUAAGCGAUACUUGUGUAUCCCUGGCACUAGCGUUGCAGCUGAAAGGGUUUUCUCCACCGCUGGAGAUAUAGUGACAGCACAGCGAAGCAGUCUCACUCCUGCACAUGUUGAUCAGCUUCUUUUCCUACAAAAGAACCUGAAUGUUGCAUCUGCAUAACCUUAGACACAGUUCAUGUCCAGUUUUUUUCAUGAUUUGUUGAAAAUCAUACAAUCAGUUGCUGUUGCACAGUUUACAGUUCUAUUGUUGCAAAAGACACUGUGAACAUUUCAGAGACAGGUAGCUUACGGGUACUAUUUUUCAUUUUGAAAGAAGCACUUUAUUUUCAUAACUUGUUAUUUUUUAAGUUACUUUGACUGAGAAAUAUUGAUUUUUUUUGUCUUUACCAGUUGUGUUCUAUUGUUGCAAAAAACACUGUCAUGAACAUUUCAGAGACAGGUAGCUUACGGGUACUAUUUUUUUCAUUUUGAAAGAAGCACUUUAUUUUCAUAACAUGUUAUUCUUUAAGUUACUUUGACAGAGAAAUAUAGAUUUUUUUGUCUUUACCGGUUGUGUUCUACAUGAUAUUUGUGGUAAACUGCAACUUUCUUGGAAAAAGCAUCUAUUUUCAACCAUUUUGUAUUUUGAAGAAGCACUUUAUUUUUGUUCCAACUUAUUUUACAGCUAGCUACAAAUGAGUAGCAAUUGAGAACCAGACAAUGUUUUUGCACUUUCCUGAGAAUUGAACCUAAUAAAUGUGAAAAAGACACUUUAAUGUCUUCGUUUGUCAUUCUGUAUAGCAAAGCAGAUGAGAGUAGAUCACGAUCAGAAACCCGAUUAGAAAUCAUUAUGGAUAAAAUCGAAUCUUUUGAAUCGAAAAUCUUUUUGAAUCGAAAAUCGAUUAUGAAUCGAAUCGGGGCCUCAAGAAUCGGAAUAGAAUUGAAUCGUGAGAUGGUAAG